AUGUUCAUAAUUUAAAGAAUAAUUAAUAAGGAAUUCAUAUUUAAUAAAGUUAAAAAAGAUUUGAUUAUUUAAUUUAUUUAUUAUUUAAAGGCCAGAGAUCCAUAUCUGGUCACAAAAAUAGAGUAAUUUAUAUUUUUAUUUAAGCCAAACUCUAGUGGAGCAUGAGAAAGCAUUAGCCAUCGAUCCACAAAUAAAAUUUUGUAAAGAGUUUUCAAAACUAGAAAAUGCUUCUUGGGAGAUUGUUUAAAAGCUCUGAGUGUAAAAUCUUAAAUACUCAUCAAUUCAUUAUACAAGUAUUUCGAUAUUUUAUUAUAAAGCU
Paramecium pentaurelia is the source of this 319-nucleotide messenger RNA. Lineage: Eukaryota; Ciliophora; Oligohymenophorea; Peniculida; Parameciidae. The record is from the annotation of a GenBank genome assembly.